Molecule: messenger RNA, 1838 nt
Organism: Mustela erminea (ermine)
Lineage: Eukaryota; Metazoa; Chordata; Mammalia; Carnivora; Mustelidae
Gene: RAB30
Product: RAB30, member RAS oncogene family
Exons: 5
Coding region: 523-1134 (203 amino acids)
Biological process (GO): Rab protein signal transduction
Cellular component (GO): trans-Golgi network
Molecular function (GO): GTP binding; GTPase activity
Source: RefSeq, a predicted model, not a curated record
CAGGCGCCCCUGGGAAGCCAGUUCUAACCCUGAAUAUCAGCUGUUGUGCUGCGUGAUGCUACAGUCUGAUAACCCAGAGGUACCAGGCCCAGAGCCUUCGUUGGGGUGCUGAACACAGACCCCCAAAACACCAUCAAACCUGACAUUGUGUGGCCCAUUUCUUGUCAAGAUGGAUUGGGAUGCUCUGUCUAGACAGUCGUCUCCUUUGGGAAAUCACGGUUGCUCUAAGAGGAGGCACAUGGUCUACCGUUAAGAAUACAAACUAGGCCUGUGAGCUGUUGGGGAGGGGAGGAGUUGCCGUGAGGUGGGUGGGCCAGUGCAGCGGAGCCUGCAGAAAGGAGCUGUCAGCUUCUGCACUCACAGGCAUCUGGGGAUCAUUGCUGGGAGCCUUCUCCUGCACCCGUGCCGUGUUAACAGAGCUCCCUGUCCAUAGCAAGGUACAGAUGUCACUGUCAGCCUUCUCAGAGCCAGCGACUCUGUCCCCCCUUUGAGGAGUGCUUGGAUGACUUGAAAGCUGUGUAAAUGAGUAUGGAAGAUUAUGAUUUCCUGUUUAAAAUUGUUUUAAUUGGCAAUGCUGGCGUGGGGAAGACGUGCCUAGUCCGACGAUUCACUCAGGGUCUUUUCCCCCCAGGACAAGGAGCCACGAUUGGAGUUGAUUUUAUGAUUAAGACGGUGGAGAUUAAUGGUGAAAAAGUCAAGCUUCAGAUCUGGGACACAGCAGGUCAAGAAAGAUUUCGGUCCAUUACCCAGAGUUACUACCGAAGCGCCAAUGCCUUGAUCCUCACCUAUGAUAUAACCUGUGAGGAAUCCUUCCGUUGCCUUCCUGAGUGGCUGCGGGAGAUAGAACAAUAUGCCAGCAACAAGGUCAUCACUGUGCUAGUGGGCAACAAGAUUGAUCUGGCUGAAAGGAGAGAGGUCUCCCAGCAGAGAGCUGAAGAAUUCUCAGAAGCUCAGGACAUGUAUUACCUGGAGACUUCAGCCAAGGAAUCAGAUAAUGUGGAGAAACUCUUCCUUGACUUAGCGUGCCGCCUCAUCAGUGAAGCCAGGCAGAACACACUUGUAAACAAUGUAUCCUCGCCCUUACCCGGAGAAGGGAAAAGCAUCAGCUAUUUGACUUGUUGUAAUUUCAACUAAAGGCUGAGGCAAGGAGAAGCAAAAGGAAUCAGCAGCUGCCCCGAUGGGCCCCAAAUUGCUGGGGGAGAUCUGGUGAUGACUAUGGCUCCUGCUCUCAGACCUUCUGACUCCCGUGGGAUCCAGAGCUUACAGAGCAUGGCAGGCCGAAGGCUUUGUCCACAGGCCAGCAUUAGCAGAACAUAUAACGGUUUCACCCUUUUGCAGUCAGGAGUUGGAGCAAGGAGAAAAUUGCACUAGGCGCUCCGUGAUCUGCAGAGCAUGUUGCUUUUGUUCUUUAAAAAAAAAAAAAAAAAAAAAAAAGCAAGUAAAAGCGCAUUCCUGAACACAGCCCUGGGGGAAAUGUACUGUAGGGAGAUCCCUCCUGCACGUCAAUGGGUGCAUGUAGGGGCUGUGCUUUAGGGCUUCUGGGGGCCCUGGUUUUCUUGUCUACCAGAUAAACCAAAACUGGGAAGGCCAAGUACUGCCUCUGUGGUGUGUGUUGAUGACUCCAUGGAGACUUUGAAAAGUGUUACUUCUCUUGUCCACAGGCACUUUCAAGAACUUUGGGAUGUAAAAAUGAAAUGAAACCUUUUCCCAUGACCAACAGUUAACAAUCAUUGGUUUAAUAUUAUAUAUAAGCUCCAUGACUCCUUUUGGUGCUAAUGAAUCCACUCUUUCAUAGACCAAACAAUUUAGUACAUCGAUGUCCUUAAAUGUAUUACAUU